Molecule: messenger RNA, 1407 nt
Organism: Trichechus manatus latirostris (Florida manatee)
Lineage: Eukaryota; Metazoa; Chordata; Mammalia; Sirenia; Trichechidae
Gene: ORAI2
Product: ORAI calcium release-activated calcium modulator 2
Exons: 2
Coding region: 31-795 (254 amino acids)
Biological process (GO): store-operated calcium entry
Cellular component (GO): membrane
Molecular function (GO): store-operated calcium channel activity
Source: RefSeq, a predicted model, not a curated record
CUCUCUCCUGCCCUAAGCCUGGCUCCCACCAUGAGUGCCGAGCUCAACGUGCCUGUGGCCCCCUCCACACCAGCCUGCUCUGAGCCCGGCCACAAGGGCAUGGAUUACCGGGACUGGGUCCGCCGCAGCUACCUGGAACUGGUCACCUCCAACCACCACUCGGUGCAGGCCCUCUCCUGGAGGAAGCUCUACCUGAGCAGGGCCAAGCUGAAGGCCUCCAGCAGGACCUCCGCCCUCCUCUCUGGCUUCGCCAUGGUGGCCAUGGUGGAGGUGCAGCUGGAGACGCAGUACCAAUACCCGCGGCCGCUGCUCAUCGCCUUCAGCGCCUGCACCACAGUGCUGGUGGCCGUGCACCUCUUCGCCCUGCUCAUCAGCACGUGCAUCCUGCCCAACGUGGAGGCAGUGAGCAACAUCCACAACCUCAACUCCAUCAGCGAGUCGCCGCAUGAGCGCAUGCACCCCUACAUUGAGCUGGCCUGGGGCUUCUCCACUGUACUUGGCAUCCUGCUCUUCCUGGCCGAGGUGGUGUUACUCUGCUGGAUCAAGUUCCUACCCGUGGACGCGCGGCCCCAGCCUGGCCUCCCACCUGGCCCGGGUGGCCACACGGGCUGGCAGGCCGCCCUCGUGUCCACCAUCAUCAUGGUGCCCGUGGGCCUCAUCUUCGUGGUCUUCACCAUCCACUUCUACCGCUCGCUGGUGCGGCACAAAACUGAGCGACACAACCGCGAGAUCGAGGAGCUGCACAAGCUCAAGGUGCAGCUGGACGGGCACGAGCGCAGCCUGCAGGUGGUGUAAGGACGCUGGUGGCACAGGGAUGGCUGCAGGGGGGCGGGGGGCUUCCCUUCAGAGGAGGAGACAUGGGCAGUAGAUCCCCCAUGGUGUGCCCUGAGCCCAGCAGAAAUUGCCUGCAUUUGGGGGAAUUUAAAAAAUGCCAAGUGUCAGCGAGGCUGUGUAGACACUGCCAGAUAGUUGAAGACCAAAGUUUUACUCCUGUCUUAAUGCUGUAGCGUUCUCUGGACAAUUCUCCUCUGAAAAUGGAAAUCCUUAGUGAAACAAGAGACUCCAUUGCUAAGAGCAAAGGAGGCAAAGAAAGGCUGACUCCUCUACCCUGGGCAUUUCCCGGGAAGAGAAGGGCAGCUGAGAGGGGUCCGAGCGGUGAGAUGUUGGAAUGGGCGUUGAGGGCAGGCUGAAGAUGCCCAAGGGCACGUGCCCAUCAGCUCCAUUCCAGGAAGGGCUCCAAGCAGCACCCAGUGGUCAAGGGUAAUCUCGGAGACCUGGGGCCAGAGGGUGCUGGGAGCCUGGAGGGGCAGGGAGUCUGUGUUCAGAGGACGAUUGCUCUGUAAGACCUGAGUACUUCUGGGUAGCAUGUCUGACGGUGACACACUAUUGUGGUAGACGGGGACUGGA